AUGAGGAAUUCAACUGAAGAAGGCGCCAGCGCAAGUCUCCGCGCGCCCGGCGCAUCCGCCAGGGGCCGUGGCAGCUGUUGCCAUCGGGCGCUUGGGUUAUCAACACAGUUUUCAGUCUCUCUUUUUUUCUGUAUUCUUGGAUCCUCUCUGCUGGACUUGUGGCAUGCGCCUCAAUCCGCGUCAGCGGCGAUUACUCUUCCGCCGCAGGCGCAGUGGGUGUGUCGCAUUUCUGAGCGGAACCAGCGUUGUGCGGACGUCUACGCGAACGAGCACACGGGUCAGAAGGGUGGAAUCUGUCGGGAGGAUGACUGCUGCUCACGGACAGGUCUUUCGCCCUCGAUGGGUUUCGGUGACGUGUGCAAGCCGCGGAGCGACCGCGCAUGCGGCUCCUACAAGGAUGCGUACAGCUACGGCAAAUGCGACCUGACUCACCAGUGCCACAAGUGCUCGACGGCAUCCAAAUGCAAACUCGACAAUUCCGAAAACGGCGGCGUGUGGUGUCACUGCCCGGCGCCAGGCGUGGGCGACGGCAUUUCUUGCGUCACGGAUCCCUGCAAGGGGUCGCCCUGCGACAACGGGACAUGCUCGCCGCGAAAGGACGACCCCAACGACUACCAGUGCGCCUGCUACCCUGGGUUCACCGCCGUCAAAGACAGCACGGGCGCCGUGAAGGCCUGCGUAGACACCUGCGCGACGAACGUCUGCGGCGAAGGCGCCUUGGCUUGUUACAACGGUCAGGCGGGCCACGUGUGCGCAUGCGGGGAUGGAUACGUCAACAUGGCUGUAAAUGGAAGCGACACUUGCGUCAAGCCCGACUUCUGCCUAGUCAACCCUUGUGGGGACGCGAGUGCGGUGAAAUCGUGUGAGACGGUCUCCACGACUGAGUACAAAUGCACAUGCAACCUCGAUCACGAGCUCGCCACCAACCGGAAUCGGCCUUUCUGCCGAAAAAAGUGA
Besnoitia besnoiti is the source of this 957-nucleotide messenger RNA. Its product is annotated as EGF family domain-containing protein. The transcript has a single exon. The record is from RefSeq and is a predicted model, not a curated record. Lineage: Eukaryota; Apicomplexa; Conoidasida; Eucoccidiorida; Sarcocystidae. Gene Ontology annotation, molecular function: calcium ion binding. Bases 1 to 957 code for a protein of 318 amino acids.